Molecule: messenger RNA, 699 nt
Organism: Phytophthora nicotianae INRA-310
Lineage: Eukaryota; Oomycota; Peronosporomycetes; Peronosporales; Peronosporaceae
Exons: 1
Coding region: 203-670 (155 amino acids)
Source: RefSeq, a predicted model, not a curated record
GGCGAAUAGGAAACGAGAUGGUAAACAGACGAAAUUCGAGAAAACUGAGGUCGUCCUGUACGAGCCUUGAUUAACUUCCGACGUGGCGUUGUGGGCAUUUCCUGUGAUCGACCAUCAAUACCAGGUGCUGGGGCGGCGUGUGUGGUCGUCACCGUGUUCUCGAACUCUCGUGGCGUUCGCUGUGGCCGUUGUGGCGUUCAGGAUGUGUUCUUUUGUUGGUGAUGUUUCUGUAACUACUGCUCGAGUGGGCUAUCACGAUGCACUUACCAAUACGAUCGGUUCAACGCAAUAUGUAACGAUUCUUUGUCAGAAACAUUCAGCACUGCGCAGAUGUGGAGGCAAUGGCAACACGAUGGAGAUGCAAGCAGGUAGAUUCUAUAAUAUUAGAUGGCAAUUCAGUGUUUCCAAGGCUCGUCAAGCAGCUAACACUAUCCAUAAGGCGAUGGAGGUGUUGAAGACUUCUCCGCUGCAUUCGAACUUGCCAAGUAACACUGUGCUACUACUAGUACCAAUUAUAAUAAAAGAAAUGGAUUUGGUGGCUGCUCGAGAAGUUGUGUGGUCGGAAACUUGCCACAACGUUCGAGAGUUCAUUCAGGGUUGUGAACAUUUGGCAACUUAUUGCACAUGCAAGCCAGUGAAUCAUUGUUAUGCUUUGAAUGUGGCUUACUGACAAUGAAAUGUGAUGCCUUUUGCCCCUAC